Messenger RNA from Nezara viridula (southern green stink bug), 2368 nucleotides. Lineage: Eukaryota; Metazoa; Arthropoda; Insecta; Hemiptera; Pentatomidae. The record is from the annotation of a GenBank genome assembly.
CAGGUGUCCCGCGACGUCACGUACUGACCCCCACCGCGCCUGGCUCCCUACUACCACACUGCCGUCAGACUGAGGCGACAGUCGGUGAGUUAUCUCAGUGUGUGUGUGUAUGUGGUGAGGGGACAGACAUCCCGAACAUCCAGGAUAUGCCCGCGGACAAGGAUCCGGCCCCCCUCAUCGGGUCUAUAGAUGAGGGGACCAGCAGCACCAGGUUUUCGGUGUUCUCCAUGCGGACCUCCAGGAUGGUCGCCGUCCAUCAGAUAGCCAUCUCCAAGAUCUGCCCCAAGGAGGGCUGGGUGGAACAGGACCCCGUCUUGAUCCUGGAAGCCGUGAAAGACACCAUGGAAGAAGUCGCCAAGCUCGUCGGCAACCGCGGCUUCUCUAUCAGCAACAUCAAGGCCGUCGGCAUCACCAACCAGAGAGAGACUACCGUCGCAUGGGACUCCCAGACGGGCAAGCCCUUGCACAACGCCAUAGUGUGGCUGGACAUGAGAACAACGAGCACACUCGAAAUGUUAUUAGAAAAAGUGCCUAAUAAAAAUAAGAAUGUUCAUCAAAAAGUGUGUGGUCUUCCGUUGAGCCCCUACUUCAGUGCACUAAAGAUGAAAUGGCUAUUAGAUAAUGUAGAAGAGGUCAGGAACGCCCUAAACCAAGGAAGGUUGAUGAUGGGCACAAUUGACACAUGGUUAAUUUGGAAUCUUACUGGAGGGCCUAACGGUGGACUAUACAUGACCGAUGUGACAAAUGCAUCACGUACGAUGCUAAUGAAUCUUGACACAUUGUCAUGGGAUAACAAUCUGUGCAAAUUCUUCGAAAUUCCAAUUGAAAUACUCCCCGAAAUACGUAGCUCUUCAGAAAUAUAUGCAAAGAUUUCACAUGGCUCAAUAGCAGGAAUUCCAAUCGCCGGGUGUGUGGGAGACCAACAAUCUGCGCUCUUAGGGCAGGUGUGCUUGAAAAAAGGGCAGGCAAAAAGCACGUACGGCACAGGGUGUUUCCUGCUCUACAACACGGGCAACAGAAAAGCUAUAUCGAAAGCGGGCUUGUUAACAACAAUAGCAUUCCAGUUAGGGAAAAAAGCCAAGCCAGUAUACGCACUGGAAGGCUCAGUAGCGGUGGCUGGAGCUGCAAUGGCAUGGCUCAAAGAUAAUAUUGGUCUCGUAGACGAGGUGAAGAAUAUCGAGACCAUGGCCAUGUCAGUUCACCAUUCUGGUGAUGUUUAUUUCGUACCAGCGUUCUCAGGGUUAUACGCUCCAUAUUGGCAAUCUGAUGCAAGAGGUGUGAUUUGUGGUAUAACGGAAGAGACCCAAAGAAGUCACAUACUUAGGGCAGCGAUGGAAGCUAUCUGCUUCCAGACAAGGGAUAUUUUGGAAGCAAUGCACAAAGACACAGGACUUCCUUUAUCCGAAUUAUGGGUAGACGGUGGUAUGAUUAAAAACAAUCUACUGAUGCAGUUACAAGCCGACUUGUGCGGAGUGCCCGUAGUGAGACCUCAUAUGGCUGAAACAACGUCGCUAGGAGCAGCAAUCGCUGCAGGAUUAGCAGAAGGAGUGGGCGCUUUGGAUAUCGAACACCUUUCUCCAGGACCUAAUGAUGUUUUCAACCCCAAAAUCACAGAAAAAGAACGAAAUGACAGAUACAGCAAAUGGAAAAUGGCCGUUGAAAGAAGUUUUGGAUGGGAUAUUACUGGAAAUGAUAUCACGAGUUGAGACUGAAAAAAAAUACGAGCUUUGAGAUCAAACAUACAAAGACAUUUUUCUAGGAAUUAUUUUUCAAACAUUAAAAAUUAAUAAGUACUGCCAUUAAAAUUUAAUAAAAAAAGUUAAACAAGAAUUGAAUCAAUCUAUCUUAUUUAAUUUAAGACUGGAAGUGAUAAUUAAUAUAAAUAUAACAAUUAAAAAUUUAUAUUUGUAAAAUAUAUAUUUUAAAAGAGAAAAAAAGUGUAAAAGCAUACAAUUAUGUAAAUAGUUAGACUAAGAACAUAUAGAUAUUGUAUUAAUGAUACAUUUUGUGUAUAAGAAACUAAAUUUAUUUUAAGAGAAGAAAUUUAUUAAGUCAUACAUAAGUAUUUUUCUCGGCCCACUGUUCCUCAAGUGACAGUGAGUGAUUUAAUUCAUAAUGUUAUUUCUCCUUAUAAGAACAACAUAAUAAUUUUUAAAAAAUCAUCUGAAAUUAAUUAAUUUUGAAUGUUUCCUUUAUUAAUAAUGUGAAUGUAAUUUUUAUUGGAGUAUAUACAUAAAUUAUAUUCUUUUUUCUAUUCACUGAUAAGUAUGUAUUUUUAAUUUUACAUAAAAAUACACCUUAGUUCAUAUUUUCAUUCUAUAUAGUAAUGUACCACUCUUACAACCUCCAGAGGGUAGUUGAAAAUCCC